AAACAUUUGAAAGUUAAAUGUUUCAAAACAAUGUGUGAAGGAUUGAAGUGAAGUUUCUGCUUCUAUAAAACGAAGUACGAACGUAUUUCUAAAACUUUUUUAUUAAGUAAUAAAUGUUUCAACUGUGUCGAUUGUGAAAAGGUUAUCUUACCUUGUGUUUAAAAUGGAUGAAGUACAUAUAAAUACUUUUGCAUUAUCAUUUCAAAACAAUCGCUUAAGUUAUUGUGGACAAGAUUGUCAGAGAAUACCAUCGGCACUAUGGAACAUGUACGGUACUAAGGUUCAUUAUUUGGAUUUAAGUUACAACAAUAUAGAAACACUUAAAGGGUUAGAGAACUUCACGAGGCUACAGGAAUUGAUUCUGGACAAUAAUAAACUAGAGGAUAACAUAAGAUUUCCUUUCAUGCCGUAUUUAAAGACACUCUCUUUAAAUAACAAUAAGCUGGAAGAUUUAGAAGGGUUGAUACAAAAGAUCAAUGAGUAUAUGCCAGCACUCUCUUACUUGAGCAUAUUGAGCAACAAAGCCUGCCCCAACCAACUGUCAGACUGCGAGAAGGAUGACUCCGAUUAUCAAAGAUACAGAUACUACGUGAUCUACAAGGUGCGUAGAUUGCGGUUCCUCGACUCUCGCAGUAUAUCGUCAUCGGAACGUUCUGAGGCGGCCGUCCGGGGUGAGUUCAUGCGCGUGCGCCGCCCGCGAGAGCCGCCACAGCCGCCAGGGACUCCGCCCCUGCAAGACACGAACACGCCCGUACGACCAUUGCCCGUCGACUUCUCAUCGCUUGGCAAACACAAAGGCGCCUACGGAAAAUGUCGAUACAAAUACACGGGCAAACACUCUGAGGGAAACAGAUUCAUCAUGAAUAGUGACUUGUGACGUCAUAUUUUACGUCCACCUAUUUUUUAUAAUAAAGAAAGAAACUAUAUCUUGAAAUAUGUUAACAUUAAAGUUUUCUAUUGAUUUUGUUG
Papilio polytes (common Mormon) is the source of this 969-nucleotide messenger RNA. RefSeq names its product leucine-rich repeat-containing protein C10orf11-like. The record is from RefSeq and is a predicted model, not a curated record. The coding region runs from base 164 to 877 and encodes 237 amino acids. Lineage: Eukaryota; Metazoa; Arthropoda; Insecta; Lepidoptera; Papilionidae. Gene Ontology annotation, molecular function: protein binding. Gene Ontology annotation, biological process: melanocyte differentiation. The transcript is spliced from 6 exons.